AUGACUUUCCAGUUUCAGGACCAACUAAAGAAACUACCAAUCCCAGACUUGGACAAGACAUGCGAGACCUACUUAAAAGUCUUGAGACCAUUACAAACUGAACAAGAACGCAAAAACACUGAGGCGGCUGUUAGGGCGUUUUAUUCAGAGGAUGGUAUAGGAAGGUACUUGGAUGAUUGUUUGCGCAAAUAUGCAGCGGAUAAGCCUAGUUAUAUUGAACAGUUUUGGUAUGAUGCUUAUUUGAACUAUGACUCACCAGUGGUUCUUAAUCUCAAUCCGUUCUUUUUAUUGGAAGACGAUCCUUUUACUCAAUAUGUAUCAAGUUCGAUUGAUCCUCAGAUUAAAAGAGCCACCAAGCUUACAUUGUCUUCAUUAAAAUUUAUUCAAGCACUCAAGAAUGAAACGUUGAGCGUUGAUGUUUUGAAAAACGGUAAGCCAUUGUGUAUGUAUCAGUUCACAAAAUUAUUUGGAUCCUCUAGGAUUCCCACAGAUGAAGGGUGCAUGAUGCAAUCAGACCCUACUUCGAACCACAUUGUUGUUAUGUCCAAAUCUCAGCUUUACUGGUUUGAUGUUUUGGACUCAAAAAAUAAUUUGAUUUUGACCGACGCAGAGUUGGAUAUAAACUUUCACUCAAUAGUUUUUGACUCCUUGCGUACAUCAAAUAACGACAUCGCCAAAUCUUCGUUUGGUGUUUUGACAACUGAGAACAGAAGAAUCUGGGCUAACGUUCGUAACAAUAUUAUUGCUGAAAAUACAAUCAAUAAAGAAGUGUUGUCCAUUGUCGACUCAGCACUAUUCAUCUUAUGUCUUGAUGAUAUCGAGAUUGAUGACUUAUCUCAACUAUCCAAAAAUAUGCUUUGUGGUUUAUCCAUUUUGGACAAGGGUAUACAAGUUGGAACUUGUACAAACAGAUGGUAUGACAAAUUGCAAAUUAUCGUUACCAAGAACGGUAAGGCCGGUAUCAAUUUUGAACACACAGGCGUUGAUGGUCACACUGUUCUUCGUUUUGUCUCUGACAUUUACACUGAUUCAAUCUUGUCCUUUGCGCAAUCUAUUGAUAGUCAUGCGCCAACAUUAUGGAAAAACAAUACCAAGUCGUCGUCACAAGAAACUGAAGAAUACGAGGAAGAUUUGAUCACAAUUCCAAGAAAAUUGGAGUGGGACUUGACUCCAGAUUUGUCACUUGCCUUGCGAUUUGCUGAAACAAGAUUAUCAGACUUGAUCAACCAAAACGAAAUUCGUCAUUUGGAAUUUAGAUCAUAUGGGUCGACUCAGAUCAAAAAGAUGAAACUUAGUCCAGAUGCAUUUGUGCAAAUGGCUUUCCAGGCAACUUACUAUGCAUUGUAUGGUAAAGUGGAAUGUACGUAUGAACCAGCAAUGACCAAGCAUUUCUUUCAUGGUAGAACAGAGGCAAUACGUACUGUGUCAUUAGAAUCAAAUAUGUUUGUUCGUAAAUUCUUUGACCAAACUGUUUCAAAUGAAGAUAAGUUGGGAUAUCUCAAUCAAGCAUGCAAAUCACACUCAAAUCAAACUAGAAUGUGUUCAAAUGGAGAAGGCGUUGAUCGUCAUUUGUAUGCCUUGUUUUGCUUAUGGAAAAGAUUAAUGAGUCUCCAUGAAAUAAACGGUACUGCCAAGAGUAGUAGUAAUAACAACGAGUUCAACUUUGAGAUACCCGAUUCCAUUGAAGAUUUGCCUUCAAUUUUCGCCGAUCCAGGGUGGGACAGAAUCAAUAACACAAUCAUAUCCACCUCGAACUGUGGAAACCCAGCGUUGCGUCUUUUUGGAUUUGGACCGGUAUGUCCAAAUGGGUUUGGUAUUGGCUACAUCAUUAAAGAUGAUUCCAUUUCAUUUUGUGUCGGGUCAAAGCACAGACAAACUCAAAGAUUUUUGGUCACUUUGAACUCGUAUCUCCAGGAAAUUUUUGAAAUAUGGAACCAAGUCGAAUUGCAAAGGAAAACAAAGUUGAGUUUUCAAACACCACCAGUUAAAUUUGAAAAGAGCAGUAAGAAUUUGACUACUUUGCUUGGUGGAUACGGCUACUUUGAUGUUGGUGAAGAGGAUAUCAAGAGUAGAGGACAAUCACCUGAACCACCACUUUUGAAUCGUGGAAUCUCAGGCUUCAGCCUACGUGACAUUGAUAAGAAAUUGAGACUUAGUGAAUACUGA
Messenger RNA from Lodderomyces oxycetoniae, 2166 nucleotides. RefSeq names its product carnitine O-acetyltransferase (gene CTN1). Gene Ontology annotation, molecular function: carnitine O-acetyltransferase activity. Bases 1 to 2166 code for a protein of 721 amino acids. The record is from RefSeq and is a predicted model, not a curated record. Gene Ontology annotation, biological process: carnitine metabolic process. The transcript has a single exon. Gene Ontology annotation, cellular component: mitochondrion. Lineage: Eukaryota; Fungi; Ascomycota; Pichiomycetes; Serinales; Debaryomycetaceae.